GAUGGAGUUUCAUGGUUGACCACAGUUGUAAAUGGGCUUUUGUUUAUGUGGGGCAAGUUGCCUUAAAUUUUAUUUCAUCUGGGGGAUGGUAAGUUUCAUAAUAUGUAUGAACUUCUGAAAGUUUCUGUUCCUUCUGUGUAUCCACUGCAGGUGGAUUAAAUUUCAUUGGUAUUCUAAAAUUAGAUAAAGCCUCAUUGUAAAAACAGCUGUAUAUUACUAUAUACAACUAGAGUCUGUGAGCUACCCUGGCCAUGGUUUUGAAGGGUAGCUCCAUCAAUUUGAAGUGCCCAUCAAAUUUGUAAACAGCAAAAUAGUUCUUAAGUUAAUUUGCUGGCUAUUAGUGAGUUUAUCUCAGUUUAGUAUGAACACAUGCCAUUUAUUCUUUGCUGCAACUAGAUAGUAUUAGGUGUCAUUCUGAAAUCUUUCUAUGGGGGUUGGGUGCUUUCUUUUCUAUAACCUACUGGUUUCUAAAACCAAGGAGUUAUAUGCACACUAACACAAAAUUAGGGGAUGUAAGAAUUUUUAUGUUGAAGAAGAUAAUAUAUAAAUAUAUGAUGAUUCAUCUUUGCCUCUAUUUGUUUAACCUGCUUCAGCAUUUAAUGUUUAUUGCUGAUCCUUAACCAAGAAUCCAUAUUGCCAGCAUUAUCAUUGUAUCUCAUGUUCCUAAUGUGUCAAAAAUCUACUCCUGUCAGCUUUGAAUUGAUGCUGCAACCUGCAUCAGUUGGUCUUUGGGGUGUAAUGUCCAAAGAUUCAACAAUGCACUAAGAAUUUCUCCUUUUUCUGAAUUGUAAGAAGACAAUCAUUUCAUCCCCACCACCCCUCCCACUCAGUCCAUCAAACUUUGCUGUGUCUGCUAGAUCAUUUCUCAUCUGAACUUCACAGACUGUAACCACCUUUCUUUCAAAUAUCUCCUCACAGAAUCACCUCAGAGAAUUUACAUAUCACUGUCUCCAAGGAAACCCGUCAUUGGAUAUAGAGACAAAAGCUGCUCACAAUACUCCUAAUGCAAUCUUGCCGAAGUGCUGUGUUGCAGCAAAGUCUCCAAGUUUUAUAUCGCAUCUCCAUCAGUAAACAAAAAUGUCCCAUGCUGUAUAUUUCCUUGCCAUUCACGGACCUUUCUGUUAACAUUCUGCACAUACAAACAUCUCAGACACACGAACAUUUUUAAAAGUUAUUUUUCUCUCCUGCCCACCAAAAUGAAUCAGCUCUCAUUUUCUCAAGUAUUUAAUCAGUUUGCAUCUUUUUAUUGAUCCUUUGUAUCUUCCCAGCAAUCAAGGCACUUUACAAGAAUUCUAUGUUACCACCUCAGUUGUAGAAAUACUUAGAGUGAUGAUGGAAGCUUAAAGAUUUGAGGGUUGCCAUAGAAAAUGGAAGUGGUUUGAGGAGAGAUUUGCAGAGCAUGGAGCACAGAGCUGAAGGCCAUUAAUAAAGCAACUAAAAUUAUGAAUUGUGUGUGUUGCUUGGAUUUCCAGCAUCUGCAGGUUUUCUCUUGUUUAAAAUUAUGAGCUGAAGAAGUUGGAGAUGGGAAGCUAAUUGUAAACCAGGAUAAGGACAUUCUUCAAAUGAAGGCCUUGACGUAGGUUGGAGGUGCUAAUAGUUAAUCAACUCAGUUUAUGGAGGCUGCUCACAUCAAAGUUGCUGGUGAACGCAGCAGGCCAGGCAGCAUCUAUAGGAAGAGGCGCAGUCGACGUUUCAGGCCGAGACCCUUCGUCAGGACUAACUGAAGGAAGACUUGCUUGAGAUCUUGACUCCUACCUCUACCAUGCCAAUUGACUUCACUAUGCAGUUCUACCUUCCUUCUCAAUUCAAGCAACUGAACUACACUCGAAAGAGAACACUGAAAGUAGCCCAACCACUUCGGCCAUGCAUCCAACUUCAUCUUGGUGAAGAUGCACCAGCCAGUAAGCACAGAACCAAGGAGCAGAAACGUGUUUCCUUUGCUGACAGCAAGGGCUUACCUUUGACUGCAGUUAAGUUCUUUGAUUUGCACAGUUUAGAGUUGUCUGUCAACGUUGACGAGCUGAUCAGUAGUUUAGUAGAUCUAAAGACAGCAGAUGAAAACAGCCUGCUCUUGGACUUUGCACAGCCCACUUCUGAUUUCCUGGACUUCAAGAACCGUUUGGAAGCUGACUUUGUUUGCCUUGAAAAUUGCCUGUUACAGGAGGGUAAGAUUAUGGGGACUAUCAAAGUGAAAAACAUUGCUUUUGAGAAGUCUUUGAAAGUUAGGAUAACAUUUGACACCUGGAAGACAUUUCAGGACCAUGAUUGCUGCUAUGUCCAAGAUUCUUAUGGUGGCUCUGAUAGAGACACUUUCAUGUUCACGGUGUGCUUGCCAGAAUACAUUGCGCCACAUGAAAGAAUAGAGUUUGCCAUCUGCUAUGAAUGUGGAGGGAAGACCUUUUGGGAUAAUAACAAAGGGGAAAAUUACAGGUUGAUCCGAUCGGAACUGAAGCACACUCCGGAGAUGGGCAAAACGAAUCAGUCACUGGAUGCCUUGUUAACAGGUUCCAACCAAAUGUCAGGUUAUGGAAUUGAGUUUGAUCGCUUUGGUGGACUCAAAUGCUCCUAUGGUGUCUUCCCUGAAUGGCCCAGCUACACUGGUUAUGACAAGAUUGGACCAUAUUACUGAGCAAAUUACUUGGUUUUAAAUUUGGUUUUCAAUGGGCAUAUGCUGGGUUAUAGUGAGGCAGGUGCAGGUUAUAACCAUUAACAUGUUUUGCCAGCAUGUCCGAACCUUGCUCAUUUAAUAAAUCUGUUGUGUCAGUAUGCAAACGUAUGCUGCAAAUCAGAAUGAGUGCCUUCUGAAGAUUACAGAAUAGUGCUGCACCGCCUCGAAUUCCAAGCACCAAACUUCUGGAUUCUGUGUGGCAAGUUUAUAAUUUAUCUGUGACGCUGAUCAAUUCAAGGAUUCCCUUCAAUUACUUCUGAAAUGUCCCAGUCUUCUUGACUCUUCCGAACAGCUUCAAAGUAUUUGUGCAAUUUUGAAUACUUGGAAUAAAGUUGUGGUUAUUGUAAUGGAGCUGUCACAUCUGAAGCUGUGCUGGUCACUACAAGCAUGCCUAGAUGUCUAAGCUACUGAUCUUUCUCAGUUAUUUGUUUUGCAAAGUAAUAAAACUUGCCUUGUUUUAAACUGCUUACAGGUUUGGUUUUUGAGCAAAGAUCCUGUUAUAAGUCUAGUGGCCGCUUAUUUUUGUAAAUGCAAUCCACUGCAGAGUUGUGUUCAGUCUAGUCAAUGGAAUACUGGUUUGAUCAGUUUUAACUAUCUGGAAGGUAAAGGUUGAACAGAUUCAUAACUGUGUAGAAAUUUUGCAAUGGCUGAUCACAUUAGAUAUUUCUUUCACAUUAUUCACAGAAAUAAUUUGAACUUUUUUAAAAAUCCUGCACAUUAUAGGGGAGGAUUUUAUAAAGAAAUAUUUUAUUGAUUGCUGUUUGUGUUUUGUUUUAAUUAGUGGCUUAUCCUGAAAUUGUUAGUUGCCCUCCUGAUCUGGAAGGGAGCUUGCAAUAUGUACUGAGCACCAGUGACUGCUUUUGUUGUGUAUCAUUCAGACUACUUGCUAAACCUGAGCCUAUGUAACUCUCUGAAUUAUUAUGAGCAAGCAAGAAUAUGCAUCAUUGUGAUGACCUGAAGGGGCGGGUUAAAAUGCAGCUCCUUUGCACCCGUAAAAUUUCAUGCCCAAGCGACUGUGUAGCAAACACGUGAGAAGAAUGUUCUGAGACACAGGAAGAUGAACAUUGUAGCUUCUGAAGGGUGCUGUCCCUGACAACCACUUCCAUCACUAGCCCCCAACACCAAGCAUCGGUAUGGCGUUUGGGGAACUGCUGCCUUUGCCCAGUCAUGUCACUGAGAAAGCUGUCCAAGAACUCCAGCUAGUGCAUCUCGGGGAGCCUGCAGCAGGUCCUUGAGCUGGAAUCCUCUGUGGUGAAGGAUCUCAUGGAAAGGCCUAGAUAGUGAAUAUGGAGAGGACAUUUUCAUUAGUAGGAGAGUCUAGCUUCCAAAGCCACAGCCUCAAUAAAAGGGUGAGCCUUUAAAACUAUGAUGAGGAAGAAUUUCUUUAGUCAAAGGGUGGGGAAUCUAUGGAAUUUAUUGUCACAGAUGGCUGUGGAGGACAAGUCAUUGGGUGUAUUCAAGGUAGAGAUUGAUAGGUUCUUGAUUGGCAAGGGAGUUGAUGGUUACAGGGAGAAGGCAAGAAAAUAAGGUCUUAAAAGAAUACACAAGGCCUUCCUUCAUAUUAAAUGGCAGAGCAGAUUUGAUGGGCUUGGUGGCCUAAUUCUGCUCCUAUAUUUUAUGGUCUUAUAGUAUCAGCACUUUAUUUAUCUUUUGGCUUCAUUGCACAUUGACACAAAUGAUGAAUUUCACUGUGUUCUUCGAUGGACAAGUGACCAAUACAGCUAAUUAAGCUAACCUUUGAACCUCCUCAGUUCAGCACUGUUCAAUGACUCUACUGCCCAUUUUGCAUCCAAACAAGACCAGCUUUUUGACUUUUACCUUGCAGCAUCAGCUCUUUGCCACCCAAUCUCCUUCCACCCAACCACAGGCCUUCCCUCUAGGUCUUCUCCCCUUUUCUGUGAACUAUAACUAUUUUCUCCUCCAGCCUUGAUAGGUCAUUGAUCUGAAUCACUAACCAUUCCUCGUUCUGCAGAUACCACUUGACCUCACAGAGGAUUUCCAGCGUUUUGUUUUCAAAACAUAUCUGUCCCCAAUUCCACAGCUUCUGAAGCUUGUAAAAUGCAAUAUGAUUUCAAUCCAAUUUAGUGCUGCGAUUAUCCGUGACAGUUCAUGGCUUCUUACGGUGCAUAUUAACACAGUUUCGUCAUCCUUUGCCUCCUAAAAGCUCAAAGCACUUAGGUAGAUGUUGGAACGACAACAGGAUAGUUUGAAUUCUUUCUUUAGGUGUGACAUUGCAGGCAUUCAGCUAGUGCUUCAGAGAAUAUGUUACACAAGGCUUUCCUUAUUUCCUAAAGAUGCAAAAUGCUUGCUUUGGCUGAGAAUUUCAGAAAUUAUGACCUUGUUAUCUUUUCCAGCAAUGUCAUAAAAUCUUAGAGUUAUAACAUCGCAAAAGAGGCCAAAAGGUUCUUGCCAGGUUGAGUAGAGUAACAAUUUCAUUCUUCACUCCUUCCCACUGCUCUAAUUGUUCUCAAGUUCGCCAUUGAUUCCACUUCCUUCAUCUCUUCAGUUCUUGUUUUCACAUUCCCACUUGCAUCUUACCCCAAGGUGUUAAAUCCAUACCCCUAGUUGUGGAUCCUUACGCUAACUUGUAACUUGUAAAUCAGUCACAUGGUUAAAUUCCUUCUUGCCCAUUUUCGCUCCGAGAAUAACAACCCUAGCUUCUCCAGUUGAAUCCAAUAGCAGAAAUUUCUCAACCCUCGAACCAUUCUUUCCUAUGCCUUCUCAGAGAUUGUUAUAUCCUUCGGAAAGAAUAAUUGAUGGCAAUAUUGAAGUUGUGGUCAGUCCUAGUGGUUGCACAAGUUUCACAUCAUGUAUCUACCAUUGUAUACUUCAAUCGACCCCAGGAUGCUAUAUGCACUUCCACUUAAACAGAUUUAUGUAAAUAUCCUCAAUGCUACACUCUUCACCUGUAGAUCUCAAUUCUGACCCUCGGCCCCAAUACAAUUUUAUUUUGAAAGUUGUUGUAGAUCAUUGUUGGAUAAUCUUGCCUCUGCAGAGUUGGUACUUGCAGUGAAAUCUAACUGUGGCUAUGGUGGGCAGAGAAGUUUUCAAACUCCAUUUUGGCAUAUGGGUUUGGUCAAUCUGUCACCCAGGAGAGACUUGUAUUCAUUAUUUACCCUCCUCAUAAUUUAAAAAGAGAUGAUUUAAGAAGGCUCAGCUUUGAAGAAAAAUCUAAUAUUAAAACUUCUGCAGAUAAAAGAGACUGAUACUUUUUGUUUAGUAAGUUACAGGAGACAUGAGCCAAGUUGCAAAAUGAAUACAAUCCAGUUAAUUGUUGAGUUGGUCCAAGGGGGCAGAAUGGCCUCUGAUAUCCAUGGGAAAUGUACUUUGUGGCUGUUGUACAAUUUCUGAUGACCACUGGCCUAUGAACGAUAUUGUCUUUGUACUUUAUACAAUAAAAAUUGUCUUCAAGUCAAAUUCUUCACUUGUAUCUUUUUCUGACUCAAAAUUACCUUUUAAACCUGGCUUCCUAACUGGCUGAGCAAAUUUCAUUUUGAAGUUACUGCAUUAAAUGUACAGGGAUUUGGGAGAAGAAAGAUGGCAGGUAGAUGAAGACUAUAAUCAAGAGAAAGCUGAUGCAAGUGUGGAUAUUUGCUUCCUGUGCCAGGGAGCUUUUAAACACAGCAGUUGCCACUUAUAAGGGUCAAACAAUUUAAGUUAAACUUAGCACUAAAUUCAAUAAAUAGCACUCUUGGGUCACUGCACCUGUCUUAUUGCUGAAGAAAUGCAGUAUAAGACGUUGUGUUAUUAUUAGCUUUUUCUUUAAAAAAAACACAAUGCUGGCUAAAUUAUUUAGUGCAGACCAGAUGGAGACAAUCAUUUAGUAUAUCAACGACUGAUCUAUUAAUAGGUUGGGAAGUUUAUGUAAUCAGGGAAGUCAGCUUCACAGCAUUAAUUGUGCGUGCUUGGGAUCUGUCUUCAAGAAGCUUUGAGACCAAUUGUGUUAAAAGUUAUCUGAAAGAAUAUGAUGUGUCAUCACCCAUGUGGCAAAGGCACUGUAAAUAAAGAGGGAAGUUCAGGAUUAGGAAUGGGGGAAGGAACAUUAAGCAUAGAAGAACACCAGGUUAAGGAGUCCAUUCCUCUGCCUUCAAUUUCUGUGACAGACGACUGGUUCAUCUGCAUUUUUGUUAUGUCUUUUUAGAUUAUAGAAAUUGCACCUGUGUUUUGGAAAUCCUUUGUUUUACAAAUGGUUUGUAAUUUAGAAAUCUUUUGUAAGAUGGAGUUCCUCUGAGUUUUAAAUGUGUUUUAGGAAUGCUGUUUGGUUUUAAAAGUGUAUCACUAAAAAUAAAUGAACUGUCUUUUAAACUA
This is a messenger RNA of Mobula hypostoma (lesser devil ray), 6976 nucleotides long. It is a transcript of the gene ppp1r3b, whose product is annotated as protein phosphatase 1, regulatory subunit 3B. The record is from RefSeq and is a predicted model, not a curated record. Gene Ontology annotation, cellular component: protein phosphatase type 1 complex. Gene Ontology annotation, biological process: regulation of glycogen biosynthetic process. Bases 1763 to 2629 code for a protein of 288 amino acids. Gene Ontology annotation, molecular function: protein phosphatase 1 binding; glycogen binding. The transcript has 2 exons. NCBI's taxonomy places the organism in Eukaryota, Metazoa, Chordata, Chondrichthyes, Myliobatiformes, Myliobatidae.